This is a messenger RNA of Trypanosoma theileri, 8343 nucleotides long. RefSeq lists its product as uncharacterized. The transcript has a single exon. The coding region runs from base 1 to 8343 and encodes 2780 amino acids. The record is from RefSeq and is a predicted model, not a curated record. Gene Ontology annotation, molecular function: snoRNA binding. NCBI's taxonomy places the organism in Eukaryota, Euglenozoa, Kinetoplastea, Trypanosomatida, Trypanosomatidae. Gene Ontology annotation, cellular component: 90S preribosome; small-subunit processome; t-UTP complex. Gene Ontology annotation, biological process: positive regulation of transcription by RNA polymerase I; maturation of SSU-rRNA from tricistronic rRNA transcript (SSU-rRNA, 5.8S rRNA, LSU-rRNA).
AUGACCUCACAGCUUGCAUCCCAACUACAGAAGCUGCAGCAGCGGCCAGUAGGGGAUAAACGUCUAACACAGUCUUUUUUGUUUGACAGCACUGAAGCACGCAGUUUCUCACGAGAGCAGAUUCACCAACUCGCUGUUCAUGGUUUACAAACACUUAUUGCCAUUGAUAACCGUCUACAUCCAUUUCUUGAAGAGUUGUUCCACCCACACAAAACUCGUACAGAGCGGAAGUUACUCAGCACAGAAGAGAACCAAGCUCUUGAUGUGACGAUAGAACGUUUUUUAACAUUGUUAAGCCCUCAUAUGUUUCUCACAGCAGCACAUCAGGUAUUUGAGUACCUUGUCCGUGUACAUGAGGUGCAUGUAUACAAUGUAGCCGCAGUACUUCGAACCUUUUUGCCUUAUCAUGAUCAUAGUCUCUUUGUUCGAGCGGUCAUGUUAUUGGAUUUACGUGAUACUGGAUUUUCUUUUCUUUCAAAGAAUCAAGAAUAUGGAGCUCCACUUCUUCGUGAACAUUUGGUAUUAGCAUGUGCAGAGAGCCGAAAAGCUCUGCGGUUGGUGUGUCUCACACUUGCCAUGUCUGUCCGUAUGAAAGUACACAAUAAUGCGGCGAAUGCACUUUUCACCGGUGUGGCUGUGCAAUUGGCAUCUCAUCCAGAUGCGGAAACUAUUUGGCGUGUGUUGUUGCCUUUUCUUGUGGAGUUUCUCAGUGGUGCGGCUUCAGGAGCAGAAAAGGGCGAAUUGUUAUCACAACAACAACAACAACAACAGGAAUCUCAUCUUUUAGAAGAUACACAAGGCGGGGAUACACAAAUACAGUUACCAAGCCGUGAGGUGGUGUGUAGUGCUCUCGUUGUGUUGGCGGCAUGGAGUAAUGAGGUACAAUUAACAGUGCCAACACUCGCAACGGUGAUGAAACCAACUAUAGCCCUUUUAACCAGAGCUUCAUCCUACACGACUUUUAAUGCUUCUUCAUCAUCAUCUACUUCUUUUAAUGUUCCUGCUACCGUACCAACAAGUGAUUUGCUUGGCGUUAUUGAUCUGCUCUUCUACACUCAACGUUCUGUGGUAACUCAAGUGACAUUUGGUCCACAGAUCCAAAUGCUGUUGGCAUUGCCGUGGAAACAGUGGUCUCCGUGGAUUGCAGCAGUUGCAGAGGAAACUGCCGCCGUGGAUGCGGGAAUGUACAAUUCUCUCAUAUCUGUUCUGCUACGUCAUUGUUUACAACGACUACGAGUGGCUCACUCAUUGGAUUCUAUUAGUCCAGAUGUGUUGGGCUUUGUACAGUGUGCGGUAGAAAACCUUCCACUUUCCGAUACUUUGGUAACGGAGGUGAUUCAAACCUUAAUGACAUGUCAUGCACGGAUAUCACUUGCAAAUCCACAAGAUAACAACAACAACAAGCAGAAGAACAACAAGAAGAAGAAUAACAAUAUCAGUAAUGAGGAAGAGGAAAUAACAUCUGGUGAUAAUGAGUUAAAGAAAAAAGAAAACGAAAAUGGAAGUUCUCUAACUGCCUGGAUGAGAGCGCUAGAGCGACGCUUUGCACAUGUGUUUGAUACCACUUUAUCACAGUUACUUAAUGAUGUCACUACACAAUCUGCAGCUGCCGCUUUUGUAGCCCAACAUCUUAGUGGGACACGAUAUGAACUAUUAGAGGUUCGUGGUGCUUCUGGAAAAGUUGAACGUCUUCCUCUAUUUUCAUGUUUAUUACAUCCUUUACCAGAAGUUCGUUUGUUGGCUGCCCGAGAAUUACAUACAAUGACAGCACAACAACUAAUGACAUCCUCUUCAAAAUCUCAUGGUUCCACUGCGGGUAACUCCAUGUUGGAUCUACUGGAACACGUUAUGCAGUAUGAACAAUCCUAUAAGGUUAGUGAACAGUUCCUACACACAUCUGUUUCAGCGAUGGAAAAGUUAUUAUCCCUUACAUCAAGUGAUAAUGAGGAUGAUGAGGAUAAUAAGGAAAGUGAUAAUAAUAAUAAGAAAUCUUCUAUUGAACAAAAAAUUGUACUUUCCCAUCUUCGUAGUAUGCUUCGUUCACUUUGGAUGAUGCUUACACAACAUGACGUUAACUUGCAGAAGGAGUUCCUUCACGUUGUACUACAACCACUCAUUAUGUACGUUGAAAAACAUAUUUCAAAUUCCUCAGUAAAUAAGAAGAAUAAAAAGAAGCAACAAUCCUCAUUGAAUAUGAGUAACCAUACUCUCAGUUCUUACAAUGAAGUACAUGGUCUGUUGGUCUAUUAUUUGACACUCUUGUAUGUUGAUUGUACAGAUCGGCAAACGAGAAAACAACUGGAUCACAGUACUCUUGAGGAAGAAAGUAAUAAGAAAAGAGAUGAUCAGCUUCGUGAGUUAAUAUCAGAAUUAGAGCAACAACUACUUUCUAUUGUACCAAAUAUGAACCGUACUGCCACUUUUUUCAACCCUGCAUCCGGAGAGGAAAUGGGAAAGAACGGCAAAAAUGAUGACGACGACGACGAUACAGAAAGCAGCGAUGAUGAUGAUGAAGAGUCAGCCUUACGAGGAAAGAAAAAUGAAAAGGUUAAAAAAGGAUCUACUCUGCAAGGUACUAGUAAAGAAAUCACUGACGGAUAUCUUUCUGUUUUUGAAUCUGUACCACUCUUGUUACUUUUACGUAGUGAGGCUUCUGCACGUCUAAACUCAACACUCGCACAGUUGGCAAGCAACACCGCCGGCGAAUUUCUCUCACGGGAAUCAAGAGGAGUGAUGCUCGAAUGUUGUUUGGCAUGUGCAUCGUGUCUAACAACGGCUGCGGCAUCUGAGAUGGAUGGAGUGAUUCGUCUCUUAUGGCGCUUCUUUCUUGGUGAGAACACCGGCAGUGUUCCGUCGGAAUCAACGGCGGGUUAUUUGGAGAGUUUGCAGGAAUCGCAGCGGGCGGCAUUACGCGGAGCGGCUGUGAAAGUUGGCCGCGGUGCGAAGAACAGUUUGGCGGCGCCGUACGUGCCGCGGGAUGAAUUAACGGCGGCUGUUGGGUGGACCGUGCGCCGUGGUGUGGAGAUGCGACUGACGAGUAGCAGUCAUCAAGAUCAUCCUAAUGGUAAUCAUCUUAGUAAUGGAAAUAAUAAUAAUAAAUGUGAGGAUCCUCAACAACGUGCGGGUGAUGAGGAUGAUAAUAAUGAUUGGAUGGGAUUGGUGCGUGUGGGGCGGUUAUUGGGGCUUCUCAGUACGCCGCUGCCUGCCGUUGCGGUGAGUCCUGCACGACUCUCACCUGUUUACAUGCAGUUACUUGAACGUUGUUACAAUGUGGAGAAGAAGGGGAAUGAGGCUUCCACCGCUGCUGCUGCGGUGACAGUUACGGAUGGUGAUAAUAAAGAGAACCAGAAGACUAAAGAUAAUACUACUACUACUACUACUGAUAAUAAUAAGAAGAAUGUGUAUGGUAGUGAUGAUGGUAUGGAAGGACGCUUUCCGGUGGAUUGGUUUGAUCUCGUAUACACAGCAGUCUUCCGCACAGUUGGUAAUGAUAGUAUUAAUAAAAACAAGAAUGACGGCACAGUAGAAACGAAGAUGUUUUCACUCUCAGCAUUAACUCUCACAUUACUUACUCCACUUGCUGCACCAACAACCCGUCGGGAGCGUGUUUUGCAGGAAUUACAAGGUAUCAUUCUUACUGCAUCUUCUUCUCAUAAUAAUAAAACUACGGCUACUGUUAGUGUUGCGCAGAAGGUUAUUGAAUCUGCUAUUCAUAAGGAACAUAUUUCCGCUACGACACUUAAUGCAAUCGUUGAAGUUAUGGCACGAGAAGAAUCCCGUGGGAAUAUUACACAGACUGCUGCAGCAUUACUUUGCCGUAUGAUGGCAAAUAUGAAUAAUAACAAUGCAAAGAUGGAGCCAGUUAUGCCAUUCUCUGUUUCAUGCCAUGUACUGGAAUAUUUCUUUCCUAUUCGCAGUAAUAGUAACAAUAAUAAUAAUAAGAACAGCAACAACCGCAAGACUCGGACAUCAUCUCAUAUUGCUAUUCAUAUUCUUUUACCACUAUUAAAGAAUAUUCUUGUAACUGGUGGUAGUGGUGGUAAACAUACAGGAGCAUCCGUUAGUAGUGCUGCCUCUAACUUUCUACAUGCUGUCUGUCUGCGUACAGAUCUCAACAACACCUCAGGUGAAGGCAAAGAAGAAAAAGAAAAAGAAGAAAAGGCCGUAUUGGAAUUAUGUUUGGAACUUCUUCGCCAUCCUUUUCUCCGUGUGGCGGGAAGUCGUGUACGCCCUGUUUACCGCCAUGCCCUUCGUGCCUUCGCUAUCGCAUUAAGUCAUGGACUUGAGGGAGAACAGACAAAUUCAUUGGUGUUUAUUCCAAAUAAAAAUAAAAACAACUCAUCUACACGUGGUAGUGGUAGUGAAGUCAACACGGCGGCCUUCUUAGCACACAUGACGGAAUCCCUUUCUCAUGUGAUGUUUGAUGAUAAUACUUGUUUAAAUAGACUCGGCGCAGAUGCCGCACAGUUCUUGUUGGGUACACUUGGUGGUUAUCAUCGUCUUUUUCUCCCAUGGCUUACACGAUUAUUAAAAGAGGAAAAUGCAGAUCUUUCCAUUGUUGCUGAUGUCGUGGAAGUAUUGGCCGCUCCUUCAAUGGGAGAUACUACUACAACAACAACAAUAACAACAUCAAUAGAUACAUGGGAACCACCAUCAUGGUGUGCACUCCACUCCCCCAUGACGUUUACAGACGUACAGACACUCUUACAAUUGUGUAGUAAAGUAUUGGACAUACCACAAGAGACAGGGAAGCAUAAAAAGAAUAAGAAUUCAAAUAAAUUAAAUGAAAAGGAACAUCAAUCACAAUCCUUAUGGCCAAGGAAUGCAAAUACCCUUUCUGCGGUACGAUUGUUGUGUAGUCUCGUUGCUCUUUCUCCAUCUGUACGCAUUGAUGAUGAUGAUCAGACAGAAUCCCUCUUUGCUCUUAUUAAUGGUUUACUGGAACAGUUUCCACUCACGGCGUUAUUACCACUUCUUACAGAAUCUGAUAAUAAUGAUGAUAAUGAGAAGAGUAAUGGAAUGUUACCAUUUAAUCGCUAUGGAAUGAUGUAUGUUCGUACUGUAGUGGGUCUCUGCAUAUCUUCUCCACAUGCACUUAAUGAAGGAGAAGCACAUGGAGCCUCUCGCAUUGCUCGUGUGUUGGUGAAACAAACCGUAAUGUUAAUGGCAGCACUUCUCGUCCCAGAUGAUAAUACAACAACAACAACAACAGAGAAAAGUAGUGAAGAAACAUCCGAAUCCACAUUUUCUCGUCAUCGAAUUGAUACGAUUGCCAAUUUACUACGUAUUGUAUCUCCUCUAUUUACACCAACUGUACCUGGUUCAGUUUCAGCAUCUGCUUCUGCAGCGGCGGCUCCAAGUUUUGCCGCUUUACACAUCCCUGUUGUGGCUCUUCUUAUUCGUUUGGAGUCUAUGGACUUUUCAUUAAUGCAAAGCCGAUAUGAAAGUGCUAUGGAUGUGUGUAGUAGUUUGUUAGCAAGUUUUGAUAUCCAUACUCAACUCUCUUGUCUGGCGCAGAUGAUGCAACUCCUUAUUGAUCCACACCAGCAACUAUCUUCUUCUUCUUCAGCGGCAGCAGCAGCAGCACAGAAUCAAAGAGAGGAGGAUGAGGAAGAUGAUAAUAUUGUUAAACUUUUCCGUAAACUGGUAAAACCUAAUCAGGUCAUUAAUAGACAAGAAACUAUUUUACAUCUUGUAAAUAUGACCGUAAAAUCAGAGGCAUUCUUGGGUGGAUUCUUAGAAUUACAACAUCAUAGCCACACAUCACGAACUUCACACUCUAAACAACAACAACAAGAAGGUGAGAAUGAGAAUGAGGCAGAUGAACAUCCAGGAUCAACAGAAGUAGAAAAAGGAACAAAAACAGAUGAUGCCUGUAUGAGAUUAUUAGUUUCCUCUUUAGAACUCUUUGCCCACUACGCUGAACUUAAUGGAAGUACAGCAAAUGAUGCCCCAACAACAACAACAACCAUAACAAGGACAAAAGAAGAAAAAGAAGAAUUACCAGAAUUUGGUGAAAAUAAGGCUUUUGUGAUGCUUUUAGAACUUCUUGCUGGUAAUACAUUAGCCUGUGUACUUGCUGGUAUUAAUGAACCAACAUUUGUCUCAUGUCUACGUCGUCUUCUUACAGAUUCACGUGUACCUUUACAACGAAAGGGAUUGGAAGUAUUACUAGAUCGCUUACAUCAUGCCUUACCAACAGUCGAACACACUCUCACAGAUGCAGAGUUGGAACAACACCGACAGGAAUUACGGGAUCCAAAGCGUAAACUCACUCUUAUGGAUCUCGUACGUGUAAAGGCACGUCCAUUAGCAACUAAACGUUCCUUUGCACUUUUUCCACACCUCGCCACUCUUCUAAGUGAUUUAUUCAAAACAACAACAACAACUAAUACUACUGCAGAGUCAAGUACGAUGUUAAAUACAGCAGUAGAAAUGCUUCCACUCACUGUGAGUUGUAUGGAGGAACUUGUUCGUAUUGUUAGCAGUGGUGGAAGUUUACAAGCAGAGAAGACAUUAUUAAAUGUACACCGAUCUAAUCGUGUUACGGAAGCUAUGCUUUCAAAGUUAUUUGGAAAUAAGGCCCGUGUGCAGGAGGUUCAUCGUUGGGUGGAAGAUAUUUUGAAAAUGCUUCCACGACUUUUACACUGUGAUGCCAUGUCCGUAAAAACAGGAGGAAUUAAUACAACUGGAUCAUCAUCAUCCUUAUCAUUGCAAGAGGGAGUUUUAAUUACAGCUGCUGGACUCUUGACAGCUCUUGGAACGAUCAGUCAGGUAAUGGGUACCGCAUUUACCACUCCACAUAGUAAUGAUAUUCUACAAGUUGUAGCCUCAUCCGCCGUAUUUGCUGUAUCUGGUAUUCCAGCUAUUGUAUCCCGUAGUGAAGUGGGUUCAUUACUUCGUCAAGCUUCUCUUAGUUGUUUAUUACGUGUUUUCCCAUCAUGUUGGCUUAUGUGUCAACCUUAUCUUCCACGUAUUAUCUUUGCCGCCACACAUCUUCACAAUGUAGAUGAUACGGAAACUAAUUACCGUAGUGAAGAAACUAUGGCCAUGUUGGAAGCUGUAUUAGAGCCACAAUUAUUUAUUGAGGCCUGUACAGAGUGUUUACGUGGGGUAUCUACUUCUGUUACUACUAUGGAAUCUAAGAAAAAUAUACGAGUUCGUGUGGAAACUCAUUCUUUUGCAUUAUUCUACAAUAGUGUUAAACGACGUGUACAAGGACUUAAACGGGAAGAAUUACAACAUCUUCAUAUUCUUGUUGGUGGUACAACUCCACAAGAUAAUUUUUGGCUUGCCUCCUUUCAAGCACUUGCCACAGCACCAGCACUUCCCUCUCGUGAUAUUGUUCAACCUGUACUGGAAGCAUAUACAGUCUUCUUUUUGAAGUUUAAAUCUAAACAUUGUACACGAUAUUUAUCAACUGUAGCAGAAUGGGCAUUUGGUGGAGAUGCGGAAAGUCUUUUAAAGAAUGUACAGAAGCAACAAGCAUUACAACAACAACAAGAAGAAGAAUAUGAAGAAGAGGAAGAGGAAGAAGAAGAGGAUAAUAAUAAAAAGGGAAGGAAUGGUGGUAAUAAAAUGCAUAGGCGAGAUGAUGCCUUAUCGGUGACUCGCACAACGCUUCACUGUUGGUUACUCUUCUAUGCAUUAUGUAAUCAUUUACUAGAGAAGCUUGGAUCUAUUCUGGAUUUUGGAUUCCCUGUUGUACUUCCCUAUGUUGUGAGUACACUCACCGCCUACUGUUCUUCCACUCAACAUACCAUGAAACAAGCCGCCAGUCUCAUUGCCCGCACGUUGGAAGGGGCAUUAGAUGUCAUUCGCCGCAUUGCACUUGCACAGACACCCGCCCCCAAUCACGAUUACAGUAUUCCCGUAGAGAAUUAUCUCUCCACUCCAACCGUCUUCACGGCUGUGAUGCCGGCAUUAGUACGACAACUCACCAAUGUGGUUUAUUUAGCCGAUGGUACACAUGAUUACAACUUCCGUGUGGAUCAGUUUGUUAUUCCCGCUAUUCGUGCCUUCUUUAAUUCCCUCGCCCCUGCUGUUGGGGCCGCCCCCUCACAACUCCAGCAACAACAACAACAAAGUAAAACGCAACAGGAACUCCUGCGGGCAUUACGACACACCAGUCGACAUGUUCGCUCUGCUGUGCUGCGCUGCUUGGAUGGUGUUUACGCCGACGGCGGCGAUGAGUUGGCGGCGCGACUGAUGGCGGAGAUGUUGCCGGCCGCUGUGGAGGCGACGGAAGAUCGGGACGCGGCGGUGGUCGAACAGGCACGGCGAUUGUGUUUGAAUCUAUCCGCCAUCACUGGGCAGGAUGUACUCUAUGCGAUGAGUGCAUAA